AUAAAUCAGAAAAAAAAAACAUUAAAUAAAGAGUUGGUCAAAGCUCGUCGAGUCGUCGUCGUCAUUAUAAGAUUUAGAAUCUUGGACUUGGAGGAGACAAGGAGAAGAAUCUUGAAGGAGACAAAGAUGGCUAAACUCUUCUCUAAGACUUUAACGAGGUUGAUCUCUCACAGUCACAGGUCUUCUUCAUUUUCUACGACUAGCAAUCUCUCUGCUGCUCCACAAACUCCCAACCUUGAGAGCAAAUGGAUUGUUUCGGUUAAACCACCUGCAAAGAGGAGAGUAGGGUCAGUGUGGUUAUGGUACUUGGCUGCAUCCAUUACCUACGGUAUCGGGGAGGCGUAUAAGUCCCAACAAACAGAAGUGGCCAAGAAACUUGUCGAUGUCAGACUAAAAUGCUUGGAAGCGAAACCAAGGAAGCUGAAUACAGUGAUGAAUGUGGACGAGUUAGGAUUUCAACGGGUUGUAUGCAAAGGCGUUUUUGAUGUGAAAAGAUCGAUCUAUGUUGGUCCAAAGCCUAGAUCCAAGUCGUCUAAAGAUUCAGAAAAUGGGUUCUAUGUUAUUACACCUCUUUUGCCAAUCCCAAAUGAACCAAAUAGUGUGAAGUCCCCUGUUCUAGUAAACCGCGGAUGGGUUCCUUCCGAUUGGAAAGAAAAUUCUCUAGAAACUCUAGGUACUGGGAUAGUUGUUUCUGCUGCAAGUGAGUCUAGAAAAGCUAAUAAACAAAGCCUCUUGUCGAACUUCUGGUAUACGUUUAACAACCCAAUGGUUGCUGAGGACCAUGUCUCUAGGGCUAUGCAUGUGGAAGUGGUUGGUGUGAUUAGGAAAAAUGAAACUCCAAGCGUAUAUACUCUAGUAAAUUAUCCAAGGUCGCUUGCGUGGUUCUACCUUGACGUUCCUAAACUGGCUCCAGCCAUGGGAUUUGGUGAGGACACAAUGUAUAUAGAGAAUACAUACAAAGUUAUGGAUGAAAGUAAACCUUAUCCAGCUUCGAGAGACGUUCAGAACUUGAUUCUUAGUAAAGAUUUACCACUGGGCUAUUACUACCACACAUUGUUAUGUUUCUGGAGCUCCAUGUUUUGCUUUGGCAAGGCCAAAUCGAUUAUGGUCGAAAAAUAUACAAAAUAUAGUCUUAACCCAAUACUGAUUCCAAUAUUUGUUCUCUUCUAUAUAUCUACCAAAAUAUAUAGUCUACGUAGCUUAUUUAGUAAAAUAGACACAGUUGGUGUUGGGUGUGUCACUAAACUCGACUCAGGAAAAGCCAACGAAUACAUCUGCCAUAACCAAAUAACCAAGACUAAGCCAGAGAAAAAUAAAAAUAAAUACCGAAGUCAAAGGAAAACCCAUAAAUGAAGGAGCAAUCAGUUGGAGUCUUUGGAGAUGCCGUUUAGAUUGACCAACCGAUGUGAUCAUGUGACAGUCAUUAGUCAUUACUCAUUACCCUUAAUUCUCUCAUUUUUUAUGCAAUUUGGUUUACUUGCAUUUCCUGGUUUAGUGUCGAAUUAUUGUUAACCGAUCGAAUUAUAUGUUUUUUUGA
Messenger RNA from Camelina sativa (false flax), 1537 nucleotides. Its product is annotated as surfeit locus protein 1-like. Gene Ontology annotation, cellular component: membrane. NCBI's taxonomy places the organism in Eukaryota, Viridiplantae, Streptophyta, Magnoliopsida, Brassicales, Brassicaceae. The record is from RefSeq and is a predicted model, not a curated record.